This is a messenger RNA of Melospiza melodia melodia, 3191 nucleotides long. It is a transcript of the gene CFAP300, whose product is annotated as cilia and flagella associated protein 300. Bases 10 to 693 code for a protein of 227 amino acids. Lineage: Eukaryota; Metazoa; Chordata; Aves; Passeriformes; Passerellidae. The transcript has 6 exons. The record is from RefSeq and is a predicted model, not a curated record.
CGCGGCAAGAUGUCCGCGGAGGGCGGGCGCGGAGCUGGGCAGGUCGUGUUCCGAGCGCUGCCGCAGAAAACCUUCGCCUGCCUGCAGGACAGGGACAUCGCGGACCGGCUCCUCAAAUGGUCCAUGCAAGGCAGGAUCACAGCACAAGCGUUCAGUUUUGACCAGCAGUUCAAGCCCUAUCAAAAGGAUGAGUUUCUUAUGGCAUUUUUUAAUGAUCAAAGUGUGAACUCCAGUUUAAAGUUGCUGUCAGCUUCAGGACAAUGGACUACAUUGGGUUCCAAAGUGACAAAAAUUGAAGCCACAGUGGUACCCUGUACACAGAUUUCCAUGUCAUUUUUUGAUCGGCUGUACUCUGAAGGAAUCGUUAGAGAAACUGGAACUAUUGUGAAAUGUUAUGAUGAUUAUUAUGAUGAUAUUCUUAUCUCUGAUGAAUUAAGGAAGGUCUUGCUUCUGGAGGAUUCGGACCAUUAUGACUUAUUCACUCAAUUGGAUCGUGAGGAAUUUCUGUUCUGUCUUUUUAAGCAUUUUUGCAUUGGAGGAACCCUUUGCCAGUAUGAAGAUGCAGUUGACCCAUACUUAGAAACUACAAAAGCUUUUUAUAAAGACUUGGUGAGCUGCUUGUUCCUUCAGUCCUGGGCCAUAGGUGACUCUGCAUUGACUGCAGCUGUUUCUGCUCUUCUGUUGUUGAAUUAAUCUAGGACAAAGUGCAAAUCCAAUCAGUUCCUUCACUUUACUGCUCCCCUUUGCUGUGGAGUUGUUUUAUCCUAAACAUGUUCAAGUUCUGUUCUAAGCCACUCAUUUUCUUUACCUUCCUAUCUCCUUAAACAUCUUUCCAUUCUUUUUCCUUUUCAUGCUGUAAAAUUGAAUAGGGAUGUGAAAUAGUUCUUGUUACUUAAAACAGAAAAAAAGCCUCUGCCAAGAUCCUCCCACAAUUUCAUCCUGCUUUCAAAGUUUACCUUUUCUGUAUCCUCAACCUGUUCCCUAUUAGCCCUUUGUAUUUUCCUCUUGUGUGCGGUUUCUGUCCUUAAUAAAAUAUUUAGGAGAAAAUAUUUCAAGUGUAUAUUCCUGUGCUGUUUGGGUUUUUUUGUUUUUUUGGGUUUUUUUUGCCAGUUGGCCCCAAGUUUUCAAGUGAUGUAACUGAUCUUCCAAAUUUGUCUACCAUGUGUCUCUCUGCUGCCUGUAAAUGUCUGCUGGUCUCUCAGUGCCAGAGGAGCUGGUGUUAGCACUGGUUACCAGCUGAAAACAAAACUUACCAUUUCACUGAAUCUUUUAUCUUUCUCCUUUGGUAUUGAGUUCUUUGUCAGUCCCAUGAGAAAAGCUUUUAAUCUUGACAUUUCAGACCUUUCCUCCUCCUUCCGAAUCACAGUUGCCUUUUCCUUGGUUUCAUUUCCCCCUGCUCCCAGUUUAUCCAAAAUUAUGGUUCUGUUUUAUUUCCACUGUGUUAAGAAAGAAAAAGGCAGUGACAGGCUCUGCAUAGGGACGCUAAUGACAGUCUUGACUUAAUUUCUAAUUUCUGGCCACUGUGUUACUUCAUUCUUGCACAAAUUACACCAGAAAAUAAAGCAAUUAAAAUUACUUUCUUAUAGCCUCUUGUUUUCAGUAAAAGACUGCUGAUUAUAGUAGUAAUCUCUUAAAUUUUCUUUACCAAAAAGUUCACCCUCAAAUUCCUAGUGAAUACCAAGUUUUGUUUAAAUUCUUGUUUUAGACUGCUACCCUCUGUGUGUUUUCAUUGUAUCUUGAAUUACAGUUGCAUUGGACACUUUCUAUUCUUUAUAAAGUGAUAUUAAAAACUUAACAGUAUUAAAAAAUUUGUAAACUGUACUGUCCUUAAGGUUUAACUUUUAUGUUUGGGGAUCAGAAAGCUUGGUAAAAAAACAAGUGGAUACUUCAAUAAUCAUUAGCUGCUGGCUGAGGAUGUGCGUUGAAAGAUUAGCUGCCACAGAUGAAUUCAGUCCAAUAACAGUAAGCUUAUGGAUGUAUAAACUGCCACUGUUUAGUCCUGUUACAGUAUUCCUCAUGGGCCAGAGCCUUGGCAUGAAGAGUUCCACAUAAGUGCCUUUACUGCAGGGAGCAGCAGACCUGUUAAAGAGCUUUUCCCUACUUACCUUUAUUACAGCUUUUUUUUUCCUGGCCAUACCUGAGUUCUAACUCCAAGGCAGUAGCAUUCAAAAUAGUGUCAAAAGUUUUGAGGUUUCAUUUUAUUAAAGCAUUUCUAUGUACAUUGCUUUAUUAUGAGAGAAUGUAAUAAUUUUUUUGAAAUUAACAACUCUAGAUAUUUUACAAGCUAGGGACUUGCAAAUACAGCUACUAAAUGGCAGACAUUUUUUCUUUGCAAAAAGAGUGAUAUAUUCUUACUAGAAAAGUAAUGCACAACUUGUAGUCUGUUACUAUCCCAUCGGUAAUUAGUCUGUGAUCUGUUGAAUCCAUCCAAAAUUCUAGUGUUUAGUGUUGUAUCCUGUAUAACCUAAAUAAUUUCAAAUCACUAUUCCUUGUUGUAGUAUUUUGAUUUAAAGGAUAUAUUUACAUAACAAAAACUCGUUAAUUAAAAUAUAAUCUAUGAAUCCCUGUUGGUAAAUCUUGUCCGCUGUACUUAACCCCUGAUUUUUCUGACUGUCUCUCCAUGGUGACAGCUGCUGUAGCAUGUAGUAAUGAUUGUUUUCUUCUCCUUUCUUAAUCUCCAUCUCCAUGCCCUUUUCCCCAUAAUGAAUGAAUGUAUGUGAAAGCAUUACAUUGUUCCUUUAUUGUUUGGAAAGCCUAGUAAAAUAUUGCCAGUAAGGUUAGGACAUAAAUAAAGCCCAAAGUGAAUAGAGUGACCAUGAGGAUGUUUGCUUUUCAUAAAAAGAGAAUAGAUGCACAUUAAAAUGAUGAACUACCAUAUCCAAUGAAUAGUUUAGAAGUUAACAAUUUGAAAGAACAUGGGACUAUUAACAUUAUUUUUAAGGAAAUACUAUCCUCUUCAAAAGGACGAGAUAGUUUUUUUCUAAAACCUUUCAGGGGGAAAUAAAGAGAUAGAGCAAAUGAGCUUGUCAAAGGCAACCUCUUGGUUGUCUUUCAAGUCAGCAAGGGAAGAAUCUCAUCUGAUUUUAACAGACACAAAUUUUUUCCUUAAAAAAUAACCAAUACUGAAAAUAAACAUUUUGAAAAAUUGCUAACAGGAAACAAACCACAAGGGGAAGAUUUCUCAAGGUCAU